CGAAAUCAAAAUGGCGAAAAUUAACACGAGUGUUGUCAUGUAUGUCCUUGAAAAAAGUAAUUCUUUAAAAAUGAUGAAUUCCCAAAACAUCGCAUUUUUAUCGCAUUUAGUGAGUUCGAAAAUAUCGUCAAAAUGAAACUUAUUGACAAAUCCAUUGAUAAAGAAGGCCAAGGGUAUGUGACCCUUGUGCCCGAGGAACCUGAAGAUAUGUGGCACGCGUACAAUCUCAUAUCGGAGGGAGAUUACGUCCGCAGUAGCACAGUCCGAAAAGUGCAGUCCGAGUCGUCAACAGGUUCUUCCACAUCAAACCGUGUCAGAACCAUGCUGACGAUCGCCGUUGAAACGAUCGACUUUGAUACUCAAGCAUGCAUGCUAAGACUGAAGGGGAAAAACGUGGAAGAGAACCAAUACGUCAAGAUGGGGGCCUACCACACGCUGGACCUCGAAAUGAACCGAAAGUUUCGCCUGACCAAGCACGAGUGGGACUCCGUGUCCCUCGAGCGCGUGGAAAUGGCCUGCGACCCGACCAAGAGCGCCGACUUGGCCGCUGUGAUAAUGCAAGAUGGGUUGGCACAGAUCUGCUUAAUAACGUCCAGCAUGACCAUAGUUCGGGCCAAAAUCGAGGCGUCCAUUCCGCGAAAACGCAAAAACUUCAUCCAACAGCACGAAAAGGCGUUGGCGAAGUUUUACGACAAUAUUAUUCAAGGCAUCUUGAGGCACAUUGACUUCGAUAUCGUCAAGUGUGUCAUAAUUGCCUCGCCAGGGUUCGUCCGCGACCAGUUUUACGAAUACAUGUUUCAAAUGGCUGUUAAAACCGAUAACAAGACGCUUUUGGAAAAUAAGUCUAAGUUUAUGUUGAUUCACUCGUCUACAGGGUUCAAACAUUCGUUGAAAGAAAUUCUCCAAGAUCCGGCUGUGGUUAAUAAAAUUUCCGACACCAAAGCGGCUAGCGAAGUUAAAGCACUUGAAGUUUUCUACACGACGCUGCAAUGUGAGCCGGAUAAGGCAUUUUAUGGGAAAAAACACGUGGAGAAGGCUAACGAGGCACAAGCGAUUGAGACACUUCUUAUAUCUGAUAAUCUGUUUAGGUGUAAAGAUGUAAAUUUACGUAAAGAGUAUGUAAAAUUGGUAGACUCUGUGAGGGAAAAUGGAGGCGAUGUUAAGAUAUUCUCAAGUCUGCAUAUAUCAGGAGAGCAACUAGAACAAUUGACCGGCAUUGCAGCAAUUCUCCGCUUCCCAAUGCCCGAACUCGACGAAGACGAUGAAAGCGAGACCGAAGACUAAUCAUGUCAAAAACACUGGUUGUAUUCGCGUUUUUAACUCUUUGUUGAUCAUUUUUAAAUAAAUUAGGGAAUUUGUUGUAUAUUUUUAAUUGUUAUGUGAAUAAUUGCUGUAGAUUUUUAGUGAAUUCCUUCAAUUCUAUUUAUUUAUAAGAUGUACAAUUAAGUAACAGGAAGAUUACUAUUUAUUGCAUAACUUAAUCCACUGAAAUAUUUUAUGUACUUUAUAAAAAAUAAAAUAAUUAUGAAACUGA
This is a messenger RNA of Tribolium castaneum (red flour beetle), 1534 nucleotides long. RefSeq names its product pelota (gene pelo). Gene Ontology annotation, biological process: RNA surveillance; nonfunctional rRNA decay; nuclear-transcribed mRNA catabolic process, no-go decay. The transcript is spliced from 5 exons. Gene Ontology annotation, cellular component: cytoplasm. The record is from RefSeq and is a predicted model, not a curated record. Bases 133 to 1284 code for a protein of 383 amino acids. NCBI's taxonomy places the organism in Eukaryota, Metazoa, Arthropoda, Insecta, Coleoptera, Tenebrionidae.